AAUAUGGGAAUAUUUGUAAUAACAAGAUGGGUAAAGGUGACGGUGGAAGGAGAAAGCUUUUUAUAUGCUAGCAGUAGCAGAGCAAAGCUUUAGCUUUACGUGAUUAAAAGAAGAGAGAGAGAGAGAGAGAGGGAGCGAGUAGACCCACAAAAACCCAAUAAUUCUAUUAGAAAAAAAACAUAAAUUGUUAAAGCAAAGCAAUGCAAGUAAGAAAGAUGGAUUCUUUUUGGUUAGAGAGAUGUAAUUUGGAUUCUUUCUCACUUUGAGAGCCUCCUUCUCUUUCUUUCUUUUUCUUUUCUUUUCUUUCUUUGCCUCGCUUUAUUAUGUUUACUUGUGCUCCAAGUGGCGCUUUUCCUCUAAAACAACCCCAUUAAGCUACGUUCUAUACUUAAUGCUUAGCUGCACUUUUGAAGUGUAGAAUAUUGUGAUUUUUCUCUUUGCCAGUUCUCUUUCACUCUGUUUUGUUCAGUAGGGUUUAACUAAGCUUCUUAUUUGGGUGGGGGUGUUUGUCUGUGAAGGGUGGUGGUAGUGCAAUUCUUGUAUUUUAUUUUCUUUUGGGAAUUGUGAUAUCUGAGUUCUGCUAGUUAUUUGAUGUUGUUGGGUUUCUUGAAAGAUUUGGGAUCCGAGUUUUGUUAUGGAGAUUUGGGUUUUAUAGUGUGCAAAGACUAAAUAAAGAAACAAAACGGAAAUUUUUCGAAAGAGAAAACACAGACAACAGAGAAGAGAGGGUGAUAUAGAGAGAGGAAAAAAGAAAGAUGGCAGGAGGUGGAGGAGGAGGAGCUGCGCCGCCGCCAAAACAGGAAGAGCUACAGCCACAUCCACCCAGGGAUCAGCUGCCUAACAUUGCUUAUUGCAUUACUAGUCCCCCUCCUUGGCCUGAGGCAAUCCUACUUGGUUUCCAACACUACUUGGUGAUGCUUGGGACAAUUGUUCUUAUACCAGCUUCUCUUGUUCCCCAGAUGGGUGGAGGAAAUGAAGAGAAAGCAAAGAUGAUUCAGACUUUGCUAUUUGUGGCUGGAUUGAAUACAUUGUUCCAAACACUGUUUGGCACUCGCCUACCUGCAGUAAUUGGAGGCUCUUAUACCUAUUUGCCUGCUACCAUUUCCAUUGUUUUGGCUGGUCGAUACAGUGACAUUCUGAAUCCCCAGGAGAAAUUUGAGAAGAUAAUGCGUGGAACCCAAGGUGCUCUUAUUGUUGCCUCAACUCUACAGAUUGUUGUUGGUUUCAGUGGCCUUUGGAGAAAUGUUGCAAGGUUCUUGAGUCCAUUGUCUGCUGUUCCCUUGGUGGCUCUAUCCGGUUUUGGGCUCUAUGAAUUUGGUUUCCCGUUGCUUGCAAAAUGUGUGGAGAUUGGACUGCCACAGAUCAUCUUCCUACUCGUUUUCUCACAGUAUUUACCCCACAUGAUAAAAGGGGAGAGGGCUGUAUUUGAUCGCUUUGCGGUAAUAUUCUCAGUAGUUAUUGUGUGGAUUUAUGCUCAUCUUCUUACUGUUGGUGGAGCAUACAAGAAUACAGGACCAAAAACUCAAUUAAGCUGUCGGACAGAUCGUGCAGGCAUUAUAAGUGCUGCUCCAUGGAUAAGGGUUCCAUAUCCUUUCCAAUGGGGAGCUCCGACUUUUGAUGCUGGAGAGGCGUUUGCAAUGAUGGCUACGUCAGUUGUUGCUCUUGUAGAGUCCACAGGGGCUUUCAUUGCUGUAUCAAGGUAUGCAAGUGCCACUCCAUUGCCACCUUCUAUACUUAGCCGUGGUGUUGGUUGGCAGGGUGUUGGCAUCCUUUUCUCUGGAAUAUUUGGAACUGGGAAUGGAGCUUCUGUAUCUAUUGAAAAUGCUGGUUUAUUGGCACUGACGCGUGUUGGCAGCCGAAGGGUUGUCCAAAUAUCAGCAGGGUUCAUGAUUUUCUUUUCCAUUCUUGGUAAAUUUGGUGCUGUCUUUGCUUCAAUUCCAGCUCCAAUUAUUGCAGCGCUAUACUGCCUUUUCUUUGCUUAUGUUGGUUCAGGAGGUCUUAGUUUCCUUCAGUUCUGCAACUUAAACAGUUUCAGGACAAAGUUUAUACUUGGAUUCUCCUUUUUCAUGGGCUUAUCAAUACCACAAUAUUUCAAUGAGUACACAGCCAUUAAUGGUUAUGGCCCAGUCCACACUGGAGCUAGAUGGUUCAACGACAUGAUAAAUGUGCCCUUUUCAUCAGAAGCUUUUGUUGCUGGCAUAUUAGCAUUCUUCUUGGACAUUACAUUGCACCAUAAAGACCAAGCAACAAGGAAAGACAGAGGUGUGAGCUGGUGGGCUAAGUUUAGGUCAUUCAAAACGGACACCAGAAGCGAGGAGUUCUAUUCCCUGCCCUUCAACCUCAACAAGUUCUUCCCCUCUGUGUGAUUCUUGACUUGUUUGCUAAAGCUUUUGACCCAAACAUUUUGCAAGAAGAAGCACACUACAACAUCAUGGAUCCCCUUUAUACCCUUCUGUUGUUUUGCCUGCUGUCAUCAGCCCAUAGAAAACAAGAACUUUUUGUGAUAUAUGUAUGUAUAAUAUCCAUCCUCAGUACAUUUGUUCUAAUUUUCAACAUGGGUCUGAAUUAGCCUAAAAGCAAAAACUGUACUUUUCCUCUGGUUCUAUGCUUAUUAUUUUGUACGUUAAACCGACCA
Messenger RNA from Ricinus communis (castor bean), 2635 nucleotides. RefSeq names its product nucleobase-ascorbate transporter 7. Gene Ontology annotation, cellular component: plasma membrane; plasmodesma. The transcript is spliced from 14 exons. Gene Ontology annotation, biological process: transmembrane transport. The record is from RefSeq and is a predicted model, not a curated record. The coding region runs from base 756 to 2366 and encodes 536 amino acids. NCBI's taxonomy places the organism in Eukaryota, Viridiplantae, Streptophyta, Magnoliopsida, Malpighiales, Euphorbiaceae. Gene Ontology annotation, molecular function: transmembrane transporter activity.